AUGGGCUACAAAUUAGACAGUGGAACAGGAAGCACCAAAUCCAAUCCCAGCAAGCGUCACAGGGAGCGUCUGAAUGCCGAACUGGAACACCUAGCCAGCCUCCUUCCGUUCGAUCAGUCGGUUAUCGCAAAACUAGACAAGCUGUCAAUCCUUCGACUGGCAGUAUCAUACCUCCGGAUGAAAGGCUACUUUCAAGCCGGGGUGCAUCGAAUCGAUGGCUCAGCAGUUCAGCCACUCCUCAUGGGCGAACAAAAACUCUCCGCUAUAAAUCAGCAGAAGCAGCAAAAGCAACUCGAAGCCAGUUUAUUCGAAGGCGACUUUCCACGUGCCCCGCCCCACCCCACCCCUCCGCCAUCCCUCAGUCCUCCCCCCCUCACACACACACACACACAUCACUCGAGAGAGAGAGAUGCAGUGAUAACGCGAGCGCGCGUGCGCGCGCGAACUCACCACCCUGCACCCAAACCAGAGGCCACCUUCAACAGACUGAGGCGGGUGCCGAGGCCUCUUACUUACGAUCACCCCAUGCUGGAACAGCACAGGCUUGUAUCUCACCUUUACCACUGUCCUCUUGAUAUUGUACAAAUGGAAGGAGAAGCCAGUUUACAAUCCGAUAUCUUGCACCAAAGCGUGAUGGAACUAAUUCACUCAGAGGACAGAGACGAGUUCCAUAGGCAGCUUUCCUGGCAAGCGAUGCUCCCUCUCGAACACCGACACCUCACACUGCAGGAGGUUCUUUCACCAGGAGUGGACCAAGAUACAGAAGGGGAAGGCGGGUCGCUGAAAGCAGCAACAGUGCUUCUGUACCACAGUGCCCGCUCUAUGUUCACUUUCAACGGGAACGAUGACUGCCGCAUCAAGGUGUACGACCUGAUUCACCCGGAUGAUCUUAGCUACGUGGCUCAGGGCCAUCGUGAAGUAUGCAAACAAGGCUCUAUAGGCCUCCUGUCACACCGUUGGCUCUCGAACACCGGGACUUGGGUGUGGCUGCAGUCGCGGCUAAGGGUGGUGUACAAGGACAAUAAGGCCGAUCAUAUCGUGGCGAUUCAUCGAAAAUUAGACGAUACGGAAGGUAAUGAACUUUACUACCGUCGAAACACAGAAUACAAACUCCCAUUUCCCCUUCUUGAACCCGAAACAUUGAUGUCUGAAGACGAUUCAGGUGAUAUCAACGGUAAUGAUAUAACAGUAAGAGAGGCUGCACCAGUCCCCGAAGUGAAACCCUUCACUGAUGACUCGUCUGAUCCUCAACUGAAGGCUUCGCCUCAGGUGGAGUCAGAAAAGGACGUGGGUUCUAGAAAGUUAUGGAACUCCUUUGAAAGCACAGGCCAGGAGACAAACAGCACAGCCGAAGUUAAGUCGCCGGGAAACAAAAAAUUUAAGGGACAACUGAAAAACUACCUUCAAACGACUCGUCGCAGGAAAACGCCCGUUAAAGCAUCCACUGUUGUAUCAAAGAGCAUGAGUCGUUCGGCGUCUAAUUACUAUCCAAACCUUGAGAGUGGCGGUUCGACUGCCGGCUGGCACAACUACCGAAACCUUUUAAGCAGAAAUUUUCUCGCCACGACAGCAACGAAAGAUGACUACGCUCAAACUUACGCCAUGUACGGUUAUACGGGCACCGCCGCGCGUCACAAUUGCGUUUAUCAGGGGUGGGACUUGGAACGCCCUAAAAUUGAGGAAGAUGCCUACUGCGGGAUGUUGGGUGGUGACCAUUCCCAGACAGCCGGUUUCACGUACGCCCUUCCUUAUGGAAACAGCGACUACAGCUCGGCUUACGAGGCCUACUCGGCCGCUGUGGCAGCUGCCGCCGUUGUCGCAGCAGCCAGCGGACAAGGCCAGUGCACUGACUACUGUGUACCAAAUACCCUGCUCCAGACGCACGAAGCUGACAUCUACGAUGGUGCAGUGCGGGUUAUUCGCAGCCCACUGAACUACAAUUUGGCGGCCGACCAACAUAGCUAUGUUGCUCAUCACCACCACCACUCCGCCCACAGCCACCAGCAACCCCUGACCUCGUUUUCAGGCUAUAUGCAGCAAAAAGAAGAGGACAGGGAGAAUAACGCUGGCUCGGUAUCUAAAUUGCCCUUGAAAACGGACUCAGAGGGGCGUGUGGUGCAGCCCCCGUGGUUCUCUCACAUAAACACCCUAAGUCAGACAAUCCCAGUCUGCGCGGAGAGAAAUUCGAAACCACCACCCCAAGCGCAGCUGACUGCUUACCAUCAACUCAACGGCACAACGAGGGAAAAUUCUGGGUUUAACCAUGACGGCGUUCUCGAUUCUGUUCAGUGCAGCAACCUUCUGCAAUGGAGCCACUUCGAAAAUAGAACGUCCUGCCUGGGUGACGCGAACAUAUGUGAGGCAGCAAAUUAUCAAGUCGGCUUUGCGACAACAACGUGA
Mesocestoides corti is the source of this 2400-nucleotide messenger RNA. NCBI's taxonomy places the organism in Eukaryota, Metazoa, Platyhelminthes, Cestoda, Cyclophyllidea, Mesocestoididae. The record is from the annotation of a GenBank genome assembly.